Messenger RNA from Cottoperca gobio, 3092 nucleotides. It is a transcript of the gene rbm5, whose product is annotated as RNA binding motif protein 5. Gene Ontology annotation, biological process: mRNA splicing, via spliceosome. The record is from RefSeq and is a predicted model, not a curated record. The transcript is spliced from 25 exons. Gene Ontology annotation, cellular component: nucleus. Gene Ontology annotation, molecular function: RNA binding. The coding region runs from base 176 to 2701 and encodes 841 amino acids. Lineage: Eukaryota; Metazoa; Chordata; Actinopteri; Perciformes; Bovichtidae.
CGGGUUAUACACCAAUGCAUCUUGGGACAAAGAAGGUGUCGUAGUAGUGUUGAGUCCUUGAACGUGAGAUGAAUUUUAUUUCCCACGAUUUUUUAGAUACAUUUUUGACAAACUAUUAGUGGGUGAUAACAUUAUUAACAAACUACACUGAGUCGUGCGUGUGCAUUUGGGAGAGAUGGGAGCUGAUAAAAGGAUUAGUCGGACAGAACGUAGCGGCAGAUAUGGCUCUGACCAAAACCGCGAUGAAUCAGAAUGGCGUGACAGACGAGAGAGGGACCAAGAGCGUGACCACAACAUGCGCCGCUGGGGCGAAGAGAGACGCAGUGAUCGCUUUGAAGGAGAUCGUCGUGGAUCAAGAGACAGUCCAGAGCAAAGAGAAAGGAAACGACGUAACAGUGAUAGAUCAGAAGACGGUUAUCACUCUGAAGGCGACUACCCAGAGGAUUACAAAAGGGAGCCUGGGGAGGAGAAGAAGAGCAAGACCAUCAUGCUCUGGGGUCUGGCACCUCAUAUCACUGAAGACGAUAUUUGUUUUGCCAUAGACCAACUGGAGGGACCGCAGCCAGUGGAUGUCAGGCUGAUGAAAAAGAAAACAGGUAUAAGCCGUGGUUUCGCCUUCGUGGACUUUUAUCACUUGCAAGAUGCUACCCGAUGGAUGGAGACCAAUCAGAAACGCCUGACCAUCCAAGGCAAAAGCGUGGACAUGCACUACAGUCACCCCAGAAACAAGUAUGAAGACUGGCUCUGCAACACUUGUGGCCUGUACAAUUUCCGGAGGAGGCUGAAGUGCUUCAGGUGUGGAGCAGCCAAAGCCGAAAGUGAAACCGGCAAUAAUACUGGAGCCUCUGAAUCUCAACCCAGCGGAGAUUUCUAUGGCGACACAAUCAUCCUAAGAAAUGUUGCUCCUCUGGCCACCGUGGAAGCCAUCUUGACAUCCCUGGCACCAUAUGCUAAUCUUUCAUCCAACAACAUUCGCCUCAUCAAGGACAAGCAGACGGGCCAGAACAGAGGCUUUGCCUUUGUACAGCUGUCCUCUCCUCUGGAGGCCUCUCAGCUGCUAACAAUCUUACAGGGACUGCAGCCGCCGCUGAAACUGGAUGGAAAAACAAUAGGUGUGGAUUUUGCUAAGAGUGCUAGAAAGGACCUUUUGCUACCUGACGGAAAUCGCGUCAGUGCCUUCUCCGUGGCCAGCACGGCUAUUGCUGCAGCCCAGUGGUCUUCGAGUCAGCCACAGCAGAGCGCAGAUGGAAUGUCAGAGUACAGCUACCUGCAAGAAGGCUACACUCCAAGGGCACAGGACUUCCAGGCCUACUACCAGCAAGGAGCAAUAGCCAGCACCUCCCAGGGAAAUGGGAUUCUAGGAGCAGCCCCAGGUGUGAAGAUUGUUCCAACUGCAGCUGGAGUAGUAAUCGCACAGGGUGCACAGGUCUAUCAACCCCAUAUCAUUUCGCAGCCAGCUGUUCAGGCAUUUGCCCAGCAUUUGGAGGCAAACGCCCACAAGGGACGUCUUUCAGGCGUUGACGCUGCGUAUGGGCCCGUUGGCCUUGUGGCUGCUGCCACUGUUACAUUAGCAGGACAGACGGCUGACGCCAGCACUGCUCCUGACACGUCCACCUAUCAGUAUGAUGAGUCCUCUGGCUACUAUUAUGACCCUCAAACUGGCCUCUACUAUGACCCAAACACUCAUUAUUACUACAACUCUCAGACCCAGCAGUAUCUGUACUGGGACAGUGAGAAGCAAACAUACGUUCCCGCCGACGCAAAUGCUGGACUAAAUGAUAACGCGUCAGGCAGCAAAGAAUCGAAAGAGGGCAAGGAGAAAAAGGAAAAGCCCAAAAGCAAGACUGCUCAGCAGAUUGCUAAAGAUAUGGAACGGUGGGCUAAAAGUCUGAACAAGCACAAAGACAACUUCAGGGGUGGCUUUCAGCCCAUUAGUCAAGAAGAGAGGAAGGAGGCAGCAGCUGCUGAUGCUGGCUUCAUACUGUUUGAGAAGAAGCAGGCAGGAAGUCUAGACAGAUUAAUGCCUGAGGUGUUUAGGGGCCCGGAGGAGGAGCCACCACCCAGCUCAGUCAACACUUCCAAGUGUGGCCUUGUGGCAGCCUACAGUGGAGACAGUGACCCUGAGGAGGGGCUACCAGACCCUGAUGGUGGAGAAGGAGGACAGGACAAGAUGACAGACUGGACCAAGUUGGCUUGUCUACUGUGUAGGAGACAGUUUCCCAACAAAGAGAGUCUAGUUCGACAUCAGCAGCUCUCUGACCUCCACAAGAAAAACAUGGAGAUUUUCCAAAGAUCCAAAAUGACAGAAGCAGAGCUGGAAGAGUUGGAGAGAAAAGAAACAGAGCUGAAAUAUAGAGACCGUGCAGCUGAGAGGAGAGAAAAAUAUGGAAUCCCUGAACCCCCAGCGCCUAAAAAGAAGAAGUUUAGUCAACCAGCACCAGUCAUUAACUAUGAACAGCCCACUAAAGACGGCCUCAACAGUGACAAUAUUGGGAACAAAAUGCUGCAGGCCAUGGGAUGGAAGGAGGGGAAAGGUCUCGGUCGUAACCAGCAGGGCAUCACUACACCAAUUGAGGCACAGUUGAGAACAAAAGGAGCUGGACUUGGCACUAAAGGCAGCAACUAUAGCCUCUCUGCUUCAGACACGUACAAAGACGCAGUCCGCAAAGCCAUGUUUGCUCGAUUCACUGAAUUGGAAUGAGUCGUUAGUCUAAAUCUCAAGUGAUUGAUCGUCACGGCCUGCAGAUCAUUUGCUUCUUUUUGAGGCGGACCUCCACCAUGUCUGCAUCAACAAUGACAAGUGAAUUAUCCUGGAAGCAAAAGAGAAGUCUUCUCCCUUUAAUGAUUUCACCCCAUGUAUGAUGCCUUUUUGUCAAAGUAGUAAAAACCUUACCAUGGAACAAAUCUGUAAUGUAGGUGUUUUAAGAUGGGGAUUAUAUAAUUUAUAAAAUUGUACAUAAGCAAAGUAAAUUUACUUCUCCUGUUUACAUAUUUCUUCCUUUUUUUUUUGUCUUGGCAUGUUAAAAAGAUUGUACAGUUUCUACAAAAAUUCUGUCUGUACAGAAAAUAAAUGACACGUGAUUAAUGAUGGA